GGAGCGCUCUCCGCCACCAUGAGCCGGCUGCCCCUGCCCUGCCUCCUGCUGCUGCUGCCGCCGCUGCUGCUGCCGGCCGAGGUCAGAUGUACAGUUGCUUGCACUGAGGAUUGCAGCUCAAAUAAUGCAACUGCAGAACCAGCAACCAGUAGUAAUGAUGAUUUAUCCGUAAACUCUGCCAGUGGGAACAGAACCUCUGCAGGUGGAAGAGUGGUUGGGGCUGCAUCACUAGCUGAUGAGACAAGAGGAUCCAGCCUGAUUUAUAACCUCACAGCAGAAUCCAUUGGUGUGAAUUCUGUCAUCAUAAAAUGGAUGGUGAAUAACAGUGGUGAUGGCCAAUACACAUACAGGAUAGAGGGUUUAAAUUGUAGAGAUAAUACAACUCUGAAGAAUGAGACCAAUGACAAGAGAGCAGAAAUUACUGGGUUAAUCCCUGGGACACCAUACAACUUCACAGUAUUUGCUGUAGUAGCAGGUAAAAAUGAUACAGAAGGAGAGGGAAGUCUCAUAGACCUGUAUACAAGGCCCAGCCAAGUUCAUGAUCUCAAGGCAGAAUCCAUUGGUGUGAAUUCUGUCACCUUAAAAUGGGAGGUGAAUGACAGCGCUGCUGACACCUACACGUACAGGAUAGAGGUUGUCAAUGGUACAUUUGUGCAGAAUGUGCCAUCCAAUGAACCCAGAAAAGAAAUUGCUGAGUUAAUCCCUGGGACACACUACAACUUCACAGUAUUUGCUGUAGCAGCUGAUAAUAAGACAGAAGGAGAAGGAAGUCCCAUAGACCUGUAUACAAGGCCCAGCCAAGUUCAUGAUCUCAAGGCAGAAUCCAUUGGUGUGACUAAUGUCACCUUAAAAUGGCUGGUGAAUGACAGCGCUGCUGACACCUACACGUACAGGAUAGAGGUUGUCAAUGGUACAUUUGUGCAGAAUGUGCCAUCCAAUGAACCCAGAAAAGAAAUUACUUGGCUAAUCCCUGGGACACACUACAACUUCACAGUAUUUGCUGUAGCAGCUGAUAAUAAGACAGAAGGAGAAGGAAGGCCCAUAGACCUGUAUACAAGGCCCAGCCAAGUUCAUGAUCUCAAGGCAGAAUCCAUUGGUGUGAAUUCUGUCACCUUAAAAUGGGAGGUGAAUGACAGCGCUGCUGACACCUACACGUACAGGAUAGAGGUUGUCAAUGGUACAUUUGUGAAGAAUGUGCCAUCCAAUGAACCCAGAAAAGAAAUUGCUGAGUUAAUCCCUGGGACACCGUACAGCUUCACGGUAUUUGCUGUAGCAGCUGAUAAUAAGACAGAAGGAGAAGGAAGUCCCAUAGACCUGUAUACAAGGCCCAGCCAAGUUCAUGAUCUCAAGGCAGAAUCCAUUGGUGUGACUAAUGUCACCUUAAAAUGGCUGGUGAAUGACAGCGCUGCUGACACCUACACGUACAGGAUAGAGGUUGUCAAUGGUACAUUUGUGAAGAAUGUGACAUCCAAUGAACGCAGAGCAGAAAUUGCUGAGUUAAUCCCUGGGACACACUACAACUUCACAGUAUUUGCUGUAGCAGCUGAUAAUAAGACAGAAGGAGAAGGAGAGUCCACAAAUCUGUAUACAAGGCCCAGCCGGGUUCUUGAUCUCGAGGCAGAAUCCAUUGGUGUGACUAAUGUCACCUUAAAAUGGGUGGUGAAUGACAGCGCUGCUGACACCUACACGUACAGGAUAGAGGUUGUCAAUGGUACAUUUGUGAAGAAUGUGACAUCCAAUGAACGCAGAGCAGAAAUUGCUGAGUUAAUCCCUGGGACACACUACAACUUCACAGUAUUUGCUGUAGCAGCUGAUAAUAAGACAGAAGGAGAAGGAGAGUCCAGAAAACUGUAUACAAGGCCCAGCCAGGUUCUUGAUCUUGAGGCAGAAUCCAUUGAUGUGACUAAUGUCACCUUAAAAUGGGAGGUGAAUGACAGCGCUGCUGACACCUACACGUACAGGAUAGAGGUUGUCAAUGGUACAAAUGAUACACAUGGGCACAACGUGACAUCCAGUGAACGCAGAGCAGAAAUUACUGACUUAAGCCCCGGGACACUGUACAACUUCAUGGUAUUUGCUGUAGCAGCUGAUAAUAAGACAGAAGGAGAGGGAAGUCCCAUUGACCUGUAUACAAUUCCUGUCUCAGUGGGUUCACUUCAGUGUGAGCCAGUGGCCAAGCAGCCUUGCCUAAUGCUGAAGUGGAAAUGUCCUUUUGGUAACAACUCUGGCUUCAGUAUCAAAAUAUAUAAUAUAAGUGCUUCUGAUGUAGUGAGAGACUACUCGGCUCCACGCUGCACGGGAGAAGGCUUUGAGCAAAACCUCACAAUAAAAUAUUUAAAUUUUUUCAGCACCUAUAAUGUUACUAUUAGGACUCUUCAAAAUGGCUCUGAAAGCUCUGCAGUGGACAACUUGUGUCACACCAGCAUUACUGACCCACCUCCUCCAACCGAAGUUCCUUCAGUCAAGGCCGUCAGUCACAGCUCUUUGUCUGUUGAAUUCUCUGAUUUUAAUUCACUGAAUGGUCCAUUGGAAGCCUAUGCAAUAAUGAUCACAACAGAAGAUCAAAGUUCUGAGUCUUUGAAGGCUAAGUUGAACAACACAUACAAAGAUUUCAAGAAGAAGACAACAACUGCCUAUGUUACAUAUGUCAUAAAAACAGAGCAGGCAGAUUCACAUUCUUCCCGUUCUCAGAGUGAUAAAAACAUCGUCAAUGUAGGCAAGGGAAACACAAUGUAUGGCUAUGAAAACGGACCAUUGAUCCCUCUUCGUUCAUACAGGGCAUGUGUUGCAGGUUUCACUAAUAUAACCUUUUCGGAUUAUGUGAUUGAGGGGGAAGACAGUUAUGUAUCAUUUUCACCCUGCUCUGAACCAGUCUUACUGCCCCAGGAUCCAGGUAUUAUUGCUGGAGUGGUUAUUGGAUGCCUUUUGGCUAUCUUGGCUGUAGUUGCUGUAGGGGGAUUCAUAUUCUGGAGAAGGAGAAGGAAAGAUAAAAGAAAUACUGAAGUGUCUUUUUCUCCAAUUAAAUCAAAAAUGAUUAAAGUGGAGAACUUUGAGUCAUACUUUAAGAAGCAGCAAGCUGACUCCAACUGUGGUUUUGCUGAAGAGUAUGAGGAACUCAAGUCUGCUGGUGUUCAUCAGCCCAAAUUUGCUGCUGAACUUCCUGAGAACAGGGGGAAAAAUAGAUACAACAAUGUCCUACCAUAUGAUAUUUCUCGUGUUAAACUUUCAAAUCAAAGCUCUGGAACUGACUAUAUUAAUGCAAACUAUAUGCCUGGCUAUAAUUCAAAGAAGGCAUUUAUUGCUGCACAGGGUCCAUUACCCAAUACUAUAGAAGACUUCUGGCAAAUGAUUUGGGAAAAGAGUAUCUAUUCAAUUGUUAUGUUGACAAAAUGUGUGGAACAAGCCCGGACAAAAUGUGAGCAGUACUGGCCAGACAAACAACCCAAGAGCUAUGGUGACGUUAUUGUGACAAUGGUCUCAGAAGUUGUCCUUCCAGAAUGGACAAUAAGGGACUUCACUGUAGAAAAGUCCAACACCCCCGAGAGCCACACGGUGCGCCAGUUCCAUUUCACCUCCUGGCCAGAUCAUGGCGUGCCAGAGACAACAGACCUUCUCAUCAACUUCAGGCACCUUGUCCACGAGUACAACAGCCAGAAUCCAGUGGACUCUCCCACUCUGGUGCACUGCAGCGCUGGUGUCGGGAGGACGGGGACGUUCAUCGCCAUCGACCGCCUGAUCCAGCAGAUGGAGAUGGAGAACACCGUGGAUGUGUACGGAGUGGUGUACGACCUCCGCAUGCACCGGCCCCUCAUGGUGCAGACUGAGGACCAGUACGUCUUCCUAAACCAGUGUGUCAUGGAUAUCAUUAAAUCCCAGAGGGAGAGGAAAACAGACCUUAUCUACCAAAAUGUGACAGCAAUGGCAAUCUAUGAAAACUUCCCGCCAGGACCAGCUUUUGGGAAAGCCAAUGGCUACCAUGCAUAGUCCAGAAGGAACCCAGUGCCUCCAUCCAGGACAUGUUGCCUGCCCAUUGGAGAGGGGGGUGUCCGACUCGUGUUUUCUGGGAUUGUGUGCAGUGUCUCAUGUCUGGCUUCUCCAGUUCUGUCUGCAUUCAAAGGUGUGAUCUACAGGAGGAAAAACACAAUGCUGGCAGGAGCUGUAGACUCAUGUUAAAAAAACCCAAACAACAAAACCGAAGCAAAACUUUUUAAAGUUAACAGAGGAAUCUUGUUUUUUCUUGGGAAUUUAACAGUACUGAUAGGUGAAAUAGCAUUUGCCGUAUGAACAGUGAACUAGAGUUUAAAUAUUAAAAUAAUAACACAAGCUUUUUAUUACAAUUUUAUAUGAUUUCAUUUAUAGACACCACGCUGGUGGGUUGUUUUAAUAUAUUUAAUUAUAAGUUUCAGGAACAUAUUUUAUCUACUGUAUCUGGUUACUUAGUUAAUAGAUAUGUGCCUCUGUGAUCUAUUUUUUUUUUCCUGUGUUCCUUUUUAUUUAAAAAAGGAGUACAAAUGGCUCCUUCAAAUGGACAUUCAUACUUGGAAAUUGUGCCUUUUCUAGAUGCUAUUCUAGAAAAAAAAACAGCAGAGAUUCUAUUUUUAUACUGAAACUCUUAAUGAGAACACAGAUUUUUAAAUAAGGCUUAUGUCAAACUUAACUGUAGUUGCACUGUUGGCAGGACUCUCCAGAAGUUUGGAGGUGAGCUUUGUUUUUGCAUUUCACCACAAAUAUCCCCUGCCUUAACGUUUUGGUGCCUCUGCCAGAGGAAAAGGAGUGUGGUCUGUCACUCUGAGCUUUAACUGUAGAUAAAACCAGAGCAAGUGAAUCUGUGAAUGUGUGUGCGGGGGGUGCGUGGGCGUGUGGAUGAAGGACAGAAUAGCUCCUCCCUGUUCCUGCCUGAUAUUCCUGUUUUUAUACAAUUUAUAAUGAUUUAUUUAAAGGUGCAAUAUAUGAUUUACUGAAUAAUGCUCACUCUAAUAGAGUUUUUCUCAGGUUGGUGUCUUUUUAUCAUUGUUGCUGUUUUUCCUCAAAUAUAUAAAUCUGUGAAAAUG
Molecule: messenger RNA, 5051 nt
Organism: Melospiza georgiana
Lineage: Eukaryota; Metazoa; Chordata; Aves; Passeriformes; Passerellidae
Gene: PTPRJ
Product: protein tyrosine phosphatase receptor type J
Exons: 24
Coding region: 19-3984 (1321 amino acids)
Biological process (GO): angiogenesis; protein dephosphorylation
Molecular function (GO): cadherin binding; protein tyrosine phosphatase activity
Source: RefSeq, a predicted model, not a curated record